ACUGCAAACGUGGACGCGUUCCCAUGAGUGAGGCAGAGAAGUAAGAUCCAAGUGUUUGCAAUUCUAGAGUCCAGGAAUUCAGAGAGGAUGGAUUAUUAGGCCACAGGCUGUCUUGUGCGUUGUCAGCACAAGAAUAGGGAUCAAGGGCUCUGAGCCCUAGAGAGCCAAGCUGUGGGUGGUUGGCCUGGGUACCAGGACUGGGUGAGGCCAAAAGGUGAAGAAACCAUGCCUGGAGAGACAAGUCCUCACACACAGGACUCGCCGGUUGCUUUUUCUGUUUUGUGACUGUGAACAGCUGUUCUUGGACAUGUCUGCUGGUGUGUGUAUAGAAGAGUUUCUCUUGGAUAGAUAAGAAAUUCUUGGGUCAAAAAAUAUGUGUCUGUUCAUUUUUUUUUGCACACAGUGCUGUGUUGUAUAUCAAAGGGUCUGUCUUUACGCUCUAGCAUUGGAACUAUUUCUGUGGCUUUGUGUCCUCGCCCACAUCCACCCCAGCAUGUGACUAAGGUCUCGCUUCUCUUAUCCCCGACAUGUUUACACUUGCUCCUGUCUGAGGACGGUUUCUGGGAGCAGCACAAACCCUGUGUUUCUGGGGUUGACAGAGGUGACCGGGAUCUAGGGGUGUCACUGGGCGUGAUGGAAUAAAGGAACAUUAGAGAACCGGAGGAUGUUAUUUCUCCUCCAUUGGUCCCUCCGAGCGCCUGUGACGUCAGCAUCUCCUGCUGCCCUUCCACAGACACCAGCCUUUUCCCCAUCCAACCUCAAACUGGAUACUGCAGAACGACAGAAACACACCUGACUCUUUCCCCCUCUCGAAUCCCCAACUCCACUCUCAGCUUAUACUCUUCUCUUGCUUUAAAAAGGGCAGCUGAGGGUUUGGGAAAGGGAGGUGCUGGCAUAGGCUGGGGUAGGGAACCCGGGGGCUCUCGAGAAAGCCAGACACAGCAGAACUAUUCUGUCCCCAGAGCUGCAAGGGUCCACAGAUUCCUGUCCCAACCAGCCAAUGGGGAGAAGGCCCUCUAAUCCUAGGGAACGAAAGAAUUCUCUUCAGUUAUUCAAUUUCCCUGCUGUACCCCACUCCUUAUCCCUACCCCCACCCUUAACCCUGAUAGAGUCAGAGGAGCCUGAGACCCCCCCCAGGAGUGAGCCAGCCCAUAUCCCGUGAAGUGAAAUCACCUGACUACCUUCCAAGAAAUUUGAGGAAUGUUCUAAACCAGAUGUUCAAUCAGGAGACUUGUGAACCCCAACUUUCACACAGACAGACAGUUCCAGUUCUUCAUCCAAAAACCCCAUAUUCCUGGCUCCUGGCUCCUGGCUCCCUGACUCCCUGGCUCACGCUCCAGAUGAGGACAGAAAGGCAAAUCCAGCUGCUCCAUCAGAUGUUUGGGAACGGAUUCAGACAUCCACAGCCAGGAAGGGGUUAAGAGGCAGAGCCAGUUACCCCAACCUGCCCCUCCCAGGGAUUAAGAGUCCUCUAUAAAGGGGACUGUCUACCCAGGCAAGUCCAGGGGGUUAUUAGGGACCCAGGCACUGUGCCCACCCCCCCCCCCCCUUUGCCAUGUGGGAACUUCGGUCUGCCUCCUUUUGGAGGGCUAUAUUUGCUGAGUUCUUUGCCACCCUCUUCUAUGUCUUCUUUGGGCUGGGAGCCUCCCUGCGUUGGGCUCCUGGACCCAUACAUGUCCUGCAAGUGGCUUUGGCCUUUGGCCUGGCCCUGGCUACGUUGGUGCAGACUGUGGGUCACAUCAGCGGAGCCCAUGUCAAUCCUGCGGUCACGUUUGCCUUCCUUGUGGGCUCCCAGAUGUCCUUGCUCCGUGCCUUCGGCUAUGUGGCAGCUCAGCUUCUGGGAGCUGUGGCUGGAGCAGCUGUACUGUACAGCGUCACCCCGCCAGCUGUCCGUGGAAACCUAGCACUCAACACACUGCACGCUGGGGUAAGCGUGGGCCAGGCCACCACCGUGGAGAUCUUCCUGACCCUCCAGUUCGUGCUCUGCAUCUUUGCUACGUAUGACGAGAGGCGGAAUGGCCGCAUGGGCUCUGUGUGCUUUGGAUGUUGGCUUGCUCUGCCUCACCCUGGGCACCUCUUUGGGAUGUAUUACACCGGCGCAGGGAUGAACCCUGCCCGCUCCUUGCUCCGUGCCAUCCUCACCCGGAACUUCAGCAACCACUGGGUCUACUGGGUGGGCCCACGAUCAUCGGAGGGGGGCCUGGGCAGCCUCCUCUAUGACUUUCUCCUCUGCCCCCGGCUCAAGAGUGUUUCUGAGAGACUGUCUAUCCUCAAAGGAGCCAGACCCAGUGACUCCAAUGGACAGCCCGAGGGUACCGGUGAGCCUGUGGAACUGAAGACUCAGGCCCUGUGAAAGAUCCUGUUAGAGAGAGGAGUAGGACAAAAAUGUCUGGGUUUCAAGGAGGGGCCAACCCCAAGCCCUCCGAUGAAGAAAGAGACUGUGGGGAGGGGCAUGUACUUCUUUAUUUUUAACUUAUGUGUGUUUUUAAUUUUUUUCUUUUGCCUGUGUGAAAUCUUUUAAGGUUGCAUUCACGAUCUAGUUGGUGCAAACUCCCUUCCUCCCCACCCCAAUACCUUCGCCGUGUGUGUGUGUGUGGUGUGUGGUGUGUGUGUGUGUGUGUGUGUGUGUGUGUGUGACUGUUCCUAUGAAUGUGGGUGCCUGUGGCGGUGUCUGAGUUUUGGGGACACAAAAGCUAGGGAAGGGAAAGAGGUGUCCACAUGUUAUGUCCCCUGCCCCAGUUUGGUUGAGCACGGAAAAUUCAAGACUUAAGUUUCUGGCCUUUACCCUGUUUCCCUGCUUCCAGUUAAGUGUAUGGAAGGUAUGAAGGAUCAAGGGAAGGGGUCACUCCCUCAGGAAGCAGACAGACCGGAAGGGGAGGCAAGGUAUUCCAGGGAUUGGGAGGGUGGAUUCAGGGAGGUGGGUGGGAGAAUCGAAGAUUUUAUUUCCAGAUCACUGGUCAAGUGUACCUGAAAAUUUUGAGGGAUUUUAUGGGAGAAUAUAGCCUACUUAUCUCAGGGAUACUUGCCCCAGAGACCCGGGGCGGAGGGAGCUCUGAGAAAGGAAACAUGGGCUUGAGUUGUCCUGUAGAUCUGCAUAAACCUGUCUACAUCCACUGGCGGGGGUUGCGUGUUCAUUCAGAGGCCUUGGGCCAGGGACCUUCCAACCGAUAUAGGGUUGGGUAGCCUAGAGUCUAGAAAAAUGAAGUGGUUUAAAAGGCCCGCCUUAUAGCCCUUACAAGUGGUACUGAAGCCCCAGAAUUGAUGGACUGAGGCUAAAACAGGAAAUCUGGUGUCUGAAGCAAAUUUACUUUUGAGGGGGGUAAGAUGGAGAUUAUUUAGAGCAAACCGAAUUUGCAGAUGGCGUCUUCGGGCUCCCCUCACUAGCUCCGCCGUCUUUCCUCUUUGUAUGUCUUUCCCUUCCUUCCAGCUACCCUCCCCACGUCCCAGACAGCGGUCUCCUCCUAGCAUUGCUUAAUUACGGAGAUGAUUUUUGAGCCCUAUCUUGUAUUGUUGGUAAAAUAGCAUCGUCUCAGCAGGGGCGCAGGUGACCCUGAACCGAACAAUGAAUAUUUAUUGCAGAUCUUUCUAUUCUGAGCCUCCUGUGUAUACUUCGCACACUUUAAAACGUAUGCCUAUAGUAAGACAGACAACUCUAACUCUAGCGAAUAAAACACAACUCUACACUUCCACACAACUUGUCUAACUAGCUAUUUAAGACUUUGGAAUAGUCCACCAGGCUGGAAGGGGAAGAAUGUCUGUAAAUUCUACUUUAAUUCGGCCUGGAUUCAUAUUAAAAUUCAAUAGAACAUC
Messenger RNA from Arvicola amphibius (Eurasian water vole), 3810 nucleotides. It is a transcript of the gene Mip, whose product is annotated as major intrinsic protein of lens fiber. Gene Ontology annotation, molecular function: water channel activity. NCBI's taxonomy places the organism in Eukaryota, Metazoa, Chordata, Mammalia, Rodentia, Cricetidae. Gene Ontology annotation, biological process: transmembrane transport. Gene Ontology annotation, cellular component: plasma membrane; apical plasma membrane. The record is from RefSeq and is a predicted model, not a curated record.